Biomphalaria glabrata is the source of this 11708-nucleotide messenger RNA. Its product is annotated as oocyte zinc finger protein XlCOF6-like. The coding region runs from base 454 to 2772 and encodes 772 amino acids. The transcript is spliced from 6 exons. Gene Ontology annotation, molecular function: RNA polymerase II cis-regulatory region sequence-specific DNA binding; DNA-binding transcription factor activity, RNA polymerase II-specific. Gene Ontology annotation, biological process: regulation of transcription by RNA polymerase II. The record is from RefSeq and is a predicted model, not a curated record. Lineage: Eukaryota; Metazoa; Mollusca; Gastropoda; Planorbidae.
UUUUUAUUAGGUGAUGGUUUAACUUACAAAAAAAACUGAAAGCAGAUUCUUAUUCUGAAACUAAAGGACUAAAAAUAGCUGUGUUUCUUUGAAUUACCACUCAUAGUCAAGAUUUUAUUUUAAAAUAAAUAAGGUCACUUCAUGCUCCUAUUGUGCUUUCUCCUUCAGCGUGCACUGAGCACCAUAAAAAAUGACAAUAACUUUCAUCAGUUGCUUCUUUACACUGAAGUUCUAUGGUUGUCAAAAAGAUUAUGUUUGACAAGUUGGUUUUCACAGGAACAACAGGAAUUGUAUAGACUCACAGUUUUGAAAAUGUUACUGGUUAUAUCAAGACAUUUUUUGCUGUCUAAAACUAUUGGGAAAAUCUAUGUAAAAUGACAUUCAAGAUUUUGAAAUAGAUCUCUAAUUGUGUUUACAAAGACAUCUGAAGAACUAAUUCACUUAGUGUCAAUUAUGGACGACAUGAAACAAAACUUGAAUGAACUCAGAACUGUCAUUAAAACUGAGAAGAUAGAAAGGUCUCUGCCUUUAGAGACACUGGAAAACAGUUUAACUGGUCACAUUUUCAAAUUUAUUUUCAAGGAAGAGGCACAGACAUCUGAAGAACAAAAACCCUCAAUGUUGGAUGACAUAAAACAAGACUUUACUAAUGAUCUGAAAAAUGUCAUGAAAAUUGAGAAGAUAGAAUCCUCUUUACAUUCAGAGACACCAGAAAUUACACCCACUGGUCAUAAUGUUGAAGAAUUUUCACCAGAAGAGACACUGUCAUCUGAAGAACAAAAUCCCUCAAUGUUGGAUGACAUUAAACAAGACUUUACGAAUGAUCUCAAAAAUGCCAUCAACAUAGAGAAGAUAGAAUUCAUUUUACAUUCAGAGACACCACAAAUUAUUUCCAUUGGUCAUACUAUUGAACAGUCAUUAGCAGAAGAGACACAGAAAAAAAAGGUAAAUCAGAUUCAAGAAAUGACUUUAAACCAAGAUUUGUAUGCUGAAAACACUUCUAAAAAAGAUUGGUAUGUUGGAAGCACAUCUAAAAAAGAUUUGUAUGCUGGAAGCUUAAAAGAUGAGGGACAUGUUUCUUACUACAAUCGAACCCACCAGCUGGUUAAUGCAGAGGAAAAAGCAGGACUAUUACAAAAGGGAACAGAAACAAUGUCUAGUUCAUUUAAAGCAAACAAAUGUAAGAUGAUUCCCUCACAUAAAAAAACAUUUAAAUCUGAACUUAGUCAGAAAGAAUUCCAUCAAUCUGAUCGCUUAAAAUCACAUGAGCUUUUACAUUCUGGUAAGAAACUAUUUAAAUGUACUAUUUGUCAAAAAGAAUUCAAUAAGUUUAAUAGCAUAAAAAAACAUUUAUUUGUUCAUUCUGAUAAAAGGCCAUUUAAAUGUAACAUUUGUCAGAGAGAAUUUAGGCAGUCUAAUCACUUAAAAUCCCAUAAGUUAAUACAUUCUGAGAAAAAGCCAUUUCAAUGUACAAUUUGUCAGAAAGAAUUCAAUCAGUCUCAUCAUUUAAAAUCCCAUCAGCUUAUACAUUCUGGUAUAAAGCCAUUUAAAUGUAAUGUUUGCCAAAAAGCAUUCACUCAGUCAUCUGGCUUACAUAAACAUUUAUUGAUUCAUUCUGGUAUAAAGCCAUUUAAAUGUACAAUGUGUCAGAAAGAAUUUAGUCGGUCCACUUAUUUGAAAUGCCAUAUGAUAAAACAUUCUGAUAAAAAGCCAUUUAAAUGCACAAUUUGUCAGAAAGAAUUUAAACAUUCUACUAGCUUGAAAUACCAUGAGAAAAGACAUAGAGGUGAAAACCCAUUUAAAUGCAAAAUAUGUCAGAAAGAAUUCCAACAUUCUUCUAACUUGAAACGCCAUGAGGCAAUACAUUCUGAGAAAAAGCCAUUUCAAUGUACAAUUUGUCAGAAAGAAUUCAAUCAGUCUCAUCAUUUAAAAUCCCAUCAGCUUAUACAUUCUGGUAAAAAGCCAUUUAAAUGUAAUGUUUGCCAAAAAGCAUUCACUCAGCCAUCUAGCUUACAAAAACAUUUAUUGAUUCAUUCUGGUAUAAAGCCAUUUAAAUGUACAAUGUGUCAGAAAGAAUUUAGUCAGUCUACUGAUUUGAAAUGCCAUAUGAUGAAACAUUCUGAUAAAAAGACAUUUAAAUGCACAAUUUGUCAGAAAGAAUUUAGUCAUUCCUCUGAUUUGAAAUACCAUAUGAUAAAACAUUCUGAUAAAAAGACAUUCAAAUGUACAAUUUGUCAGAAAGAAUUCAAAUAUUCUAUUAGCUUGAAACGCCAUGAGGUAAUACAUUCUGGUGAAAAGCCAUUUAAAUGUACAGUUUGUCAGAAAGAAUUCCAUCAGUCUACUUGCUUAAAAUCACAUCAGCUUAUACAUUCUGGUAAGGAAAUAUUUAAAUGUACAAUUUGUCAAAAAGAAUUUUAUCACUCAGUUAGCUUAAAAAGACAUUUAUUGAUUCAUUCUAAUAAAAAGUCAUUUAAAUGUAAAAUUUGUCAGAAAGAGUUCAAACAUUCUUCUAACUUGAAACGCCAUGAGGUAAUACAUUCUGAUAAAAAGCCAUUUCAAUGUAACAUUUGUCAGAAAGAAUUCAAUCAGUCUUCAAGCUUUAAGUACCAUGAGAUGUUUCAUUCUUGUAAAACGUACAAGUGUGACAUGUGUCAACAAAUUUUGUUCACUAAAUCAUGUUUAGUAUACCAUCUGGCUCUUCAUUGUGGGAUACAUAUUAAACUUUUAAAAUGUCACAUGUGUCAGAAUUCUUUACAUCCUCAAGUUUUAUAAAACAUAUGUUUAUUCACUGAUAAACAUAACUUAACAUGAUUGUUAUGAAAAUUAUAUGCUGUAUCGGUUGUUGUUCUUAUGUUUAAAUGUGCUUGUAACUCGUCGGUAAGAAUGUGUUCAGGAAAUGUGUGUUGUGUAGUCAUUCAGUGUAUUAAAGCUAUACUUAGUGGACAUUUGUUUUCAAUCUGUUGUCAUUAUGUUCAUAACAAUAAUAUACCUUCCACAUAAAAAGUAAAGUAAAGUUCCCCUUUCAGACCUUGUGGUGUAUAGGGCAGAUGAUGUAAAGGUCAUCUGUUUCUGCGGUUUAUGAGGGUGUCAUGGCCAGCACAACGACCAACAUUGUCAACAAUGUCAGGUAUCCAUUAGAGCUGGGUGGACUCCUGAAAUUAAAAGUCCCAGGAUUCAAACCCAGGACCCCCGGUUCGGAAGUCAAUCCCUUUACUGCUCAGCCACCAGGCCUCCACUUCCUACAUAGCUUUUUAAUAUGAAAUUUGAAGAUGCAAGUUAAUAUACACCCUGCUCAAAAGCUAUUUAAAUGUUAAAUAUUUUAGAGAAUUUAAGUGUUCCUUAAACUUGAAAUUACCAUUAUAUUUUAAUUCUGGUGCAAAAGCCACCAACCAGCUUCCUGCAGGCUUUUCAGCCCUGCUGAGUCUCUCCAACUGUCCAAAUGUCUUGUUUAUCUGCUUGGAAUCUACUUCCGAAUCUUGAUGCUAUGUAUUUCUGGUUGGUCUCUUCCUCUUUCCUUGGGAUUUAUAUUUAGAGAGCUUUUCUUGUAAUGUUAGAUGCAGUGUUCUAAAGGGUAUUUCCUAUCCAUCUGCAGACUGUCUGAAGGAUAUUUUUUUUUCAUUAUUAUGGCGUUUAUAUAGCGCUACUUUCAUGCUUAUAGCAUGCUCAGAGAUCAACUCUGCCCGAGUCGGGUAUCGAAACUCGAGCCCCCCUUCUAGGUAGCCAAGCCAAGUUCAAGCGCACUUAGCCUCUCGACCACGCUUCCCACAAUAGUUCUUUGAUACAGUUACUCAUUGGAGAUCUUGUUUGGCCAACAAAUCAUAAGAAUCUUCUUGAGGCAGGUAUUAAUGAAUAACUCGGAUUUUUUUUUUUCAUGGUGCUAACUGUGGUUCUCCAGAUCUCCUGCUUCAUAAAGUGAUAUUGGCUUAAAAAGAGCCUCAUAUUGGUAGUGUUGCUGGAUCCCCAAGUGUUAUUUGUCGUGCGCGCGUGAAGUUUUCUUUCUGUGUUUAAUAGUUGUGUUUUAAUGUAUUGGAAGUAGUUUGUAUUAGGCGCGUUUUGUUGUCUAGAAUAUUGUGUUUACGCCACCCUUAGUUCCCGCAGUAGAAAGAGCCUUUUUUAGCUACGGUCUUAGGCUUGGAGCUAUGGGAAAGAGUGUCGUCUUCUUGCCCUUGGAGCCGUGUCUUUAGCAAGCAUUGCUUGUGGUGUAUGAAGCUGCCGAUCUGUAUGGCGGCGAAAUGGAGUGUGCGUGUGGAAGGUGUGUUAUUGGUGUGUUGUUUGAACAACGAUUGAUGUAAUGUUAACCACCAUGAGAUGGAUUCACAUGGAAAUAACUUCUUAAUUAGCAAUUAGGUAUUAUUAAAUAUUCAUUAUUGUUUGAGUUGAACAAAUGUUGUUUAUUCAGUAACUAUUCAGUUGAAUGACUUUCAUUCGAUGUUCAUUUAUUUUGUAGUUUACAUUCUAGUACUCUUUGUUUUGGUUUACACUGUUCAGGUGUGUGUGUGGGGGGGGGGGAACCCGGAAAAGCAAUGAGCUUAUGUCCACCCCUAGAGCAGCAAAAUGAAACCCCACCUGACAGUAUUGGGGGCUCUGGGGAAAUGAGUAUUUAAGUCUUAACUUUGUGACCUUUGUGUACUUGAUUUUACCGCUAGGGCUAAUAUAUAAUAUACAGUAUAUAUGUAUGUAAUGUAAUUUUUUAAAAUUAUAAUUAAAUAUAUAAGAUUGUACAUUUAAGCCGUUUGAACGGUCUGAUGCUUUGUGUACAGCACACAAUAAACUAGUUGGGCAUCCAUUGUAUUUUGAUUAAUCGGAUUGUUUCCCCAGAUGUUUUAAAAACUAGCGUGCUAGUUAAUUAGUUUUUGACACUAGUGUAUAUAUAUAUAUAUUCUCACCAACGCCUGAAUCCUCUGAAUCUGAGCGGCAACGUGUGAGUGAAUUGAGUGCCUGUCGACGGGAUCGACCUGAAACUGUGUGUCUUGUUGGCUGGUGUACCGGAACCGUCCUGAAGUUAGAACCGCUGGUCUGCUCCAGUGGCUUAGGCUGUCUAUGGCUUUUUUCUUCUGUGGAGUGAGACCAUCUUCUUCCGACGUGGGAUGCUGAGCAGAUAAGUCCUUGGCCCUGUCAUUGUCGAUAUGCCCAUGGUUUCAGUUCGCCCCUUUGUAAUGUAGUAAGAUAAAAAAAAAUUCUUUGUGAUCUAAAUUUAGUAUUUGUUAGUGAUAAACAGUUAGAGCAUGUAAUUAUUAUUUAAUAGUCUAUGUAAUGGAGACGAGGUUAACUCUAACCGACCAGUUCAUCAGUGACGGCCGUGCUCUCGGGUAUGAUGGUGAGAGGUUGGCGAGGUAUGUUGCGGAGCAGAAGGAUCACUAUGAGAGAGCGCGAGGAAAGAGGCGAAGGCAGAUGAGGAAGCCAGACUUAAGCGUGAAGAGAGGCUUAAGAAAGAGCAAUACGAACGAACGUGGGGAGAAGGCCAGGCGUGAUGAACGAGAGGUGGAAGGAGAGAGAUGCUAGGGAGGCGCUCAAGAAAAAAGAUAAACUGGAACUGGCACGGCUUACAGAGAAGUCUGCGCCAGAGGCAGGUGCAGUGGCAGGUCAGGCAGUUGAGGUGCGACAUAUAAGUGUCUUGGACAGGCUAGACAAGAACUUCCAAGGCAUGAAGGAAGAUGAUGACCUGCUAUCGUACCUGGCGCACUUUGAGGCCGUGGCAUCGAGAUGCAAAAUUGAAACUAAAGAGUGGCCCCUGCUGUUGUCAUACAAAUUUGACGAUAUCACUUAAAAACAUUAUGUUGAGAACAGUCGGUAAAUAUGAGGAUGUCGAAACGGCACUUCUACGCCACGCUGACAUCAACGCGGAGACAUGCCGUAAAAGGUUCCAUCGGGUCAAUCCACGGCAAAAUGACUUCAGGGAGAUGUGAGCUGAGGACCGCACUGGUGCAAGAUGGCCGAGGUCGAUUGCUACGAGAAUCUCAUGAUUAUCAUGAAAGAUAGGAUACUACAAAAUGUAUCGGGGGAAAUGUACCGCCAAAUUGUUAUCAAUAAACAAAAUACUGUGGAGAACAUGUUAGACAUCAUAGAGGGAUUUAAGGUCGCAAAUUCGGGGGCGUCGUUUGCCAAAGAAGAAAGCUUAUAUGUAGCGGCGGCGUGUAGCGAAGCAGUUAAUCGUGGCCCGGUCGUUCAAAGAAAAGUCAUUGUUUGCUUUGGGUGUGUCAUGAAAAGCCACAAGUCAGUUGAAUGCCCUCAACGUUCGCCGGUAGCUAACUCCACCCUUGUUGCUGAUGGAAGGUCUAAAAAAGCACCCGCAAUCCCUGCAAACUCUCACCCAAAUAGAAAUGUUUCAUUGGGGCGCUAUCGGAGACAGUUUGAUGGUAGUGGGCGCAGAAUCCGCGGCAAGAGCACGAGACGACAAAGUUAUGAUACGGAUGGGCGCCCUCCCGAUAACGGAUACGGAAGGUAAGGCGUACCCACCGAGACCCAACUAUAAUAACAGGACCUUUGGCCUACCGGUUAGGUACAAAUGACUGAAUGGUCCCCAUGAUGUUCAAAAUUGCUGUAAUUGUUUGUUGGGUAAGGGACUUGAUUGUUUCUCCCCUUGUAAAAAAAAAAAAAAAAGUCAUAUAUGGACAAAUUCUUGCGUGGUAGAUCGGUAGGCAAGUUUGAAAGUGGUCGAGUAAAUAGUAAAGUUGUGUCUGUGCUGAAAGAUUCUGGUUCGAGCGUGAUAGAUAUUAGGAGUUUGUUAGUUGGCAAGAAAGAUAGGAUUCCUGGGAGUUAUAGGUUGAAACUGGUUGAUGGGACUGUUAGGGAUGACCCGUUAGCGUGUGUUUAUAUUGAGACAAUAUAUUGUUGGUAAAUUUGAAUAGCAUGUUUUAGGGAUCCAGUGGCAGACUUAAUUCUUGGAAAUAGAUUUGAACGUGUGGUGAAAUAGUUACUAUUUGUUUAUGUUUGUGUAACGUCGUGAGAAUGUGUUUACAACAUUGAUUUAGUGUGCUACAGUCCAAGUCUCUUUCGUCAGUUCAUGUGUCGUUCUAGUUAAAUAAAGCCUUGUUUUAGGUUACUCUUCAGUGUUUCUUUAUUCCUUAUUACAGAACGGUGGCAGUCAAUUGGGUUGUGCAGCUGUAACUAGGGCGAUAAAAGAGAAAGAAAACAGAAAACGAUGACAGUGUUAUGAAUGACAGUGGAGUGCUGGAAGAUUGUCGUGAUGUUCUAGGUACAAGUGAUGACUUUUUACGUGAGCAAUUGAGUGAUCCGUCUUUGAAAGAUCUUUGGGAGCGGCAGGUAGAUAACUGUGUGGAUAAUAAGAAGAAUGGAUGUGUAGAAUUUAAAGUAUUUGAGAGAUUGUUGUAUAGAGUAUUUAAGGGAGAAUUUGGUGAGGAUGAGAGACAGUUGGUUGUACCGUCGUCCAAAAGGGAACUUAAAAAAAAAAAAAAAACGCAUGAGAGUAUGCUAGCGGGUCAUUUCUUAAUAAGGAAAACAAAAGGCAAAAUUUACAAAUAUUUUUUUUUUGGCAAGGGUUAGACAGUGAUGUGAAAGAGUUUGUGAAAUCUUGCGAUGUGUAUCAGAAAGCUAGAACACCGCGUCGUUGUGACAAAGUGGAGCUUGGUCGUAUGAAUGUGAUUUCCACUCCGUUUUUUAAAAUGGCAGUUGACAUUGUUGGCCCAUUGGAGUUGACAGAGAAUAAAAAAAAGGUUUAUUCUAACCUUGGUGGAUAUUGCUACGAGAUGGCCGGAAGUAAUACCACUCCAUAAUGUAAAUACAGAGACGGCAAUCGAGGCACUAACCACCAUAUUUAGCCGAAUCGGGCUGCCGUGCGAAAUGUUAUCGGACCAGGGGGGUCAAUUUUCUUCGGGACUAUAUAACCAGGUGUGUGAGUUCUUGUCAAUUAAACCGUUACACUCCGCUGUGUACCACCCCAACUCGAAUGGUCAAAUUGAGAGACUGAAUAGGUUUUUGAAGUCGUUCCUAAGAAAGGUUACUCAAAAUAGCCCACGGGACUGGGAUAGAAAGAUAACCGCUGCUCUAUUUGCAUAUAGAGAAGUUCCUAAUGAGACAACUGAUGUGUCUCUGUUCCAACUUGUUUAUGGUAGACAAAUGAGGGGCCUAUUUUAAAACGAGCAUUUACAGAUUAAGAGGAUGAAACUGAAUCUGAAAAUUUGUUUAGUUACCUAUUAGACUUAAAAGAGAGGCUGUCUGUUGUUACCGCUAUCGCUAGUAGCAAUGACUAGGUGAAUAAAAGUAAAUACAAAGUCCAAUAUGACAAAUAUUCAUUCACUCGUGACAUAGAUGCUGAAGAUUGUGGGUUGGUUCUAAAACCGCAUGGAGACAAUACGUUGUCUGUAUUUUGGCAGGGUCCAUUCCAGGUUGUCAAAAAAAAAUUCAAAGUUUGACUUUCUGGUAUAGAAAGAUGAGAAGCUGAAAGUGUACCAUAGAAAUAGGCUCAUGAAAUACCAUUGUCGGGUAGGAAAAGGGGAAAAUGUGGUUGUUAAUAAUUCUAUUGGUUCUGCGUCUAUCAGCCAAUAUGGUGUCUGUCGUGAGCGACGAAGACGCAGAUACUGAAAGGUUGUCUAAAGAAGAUGCGCUGCCUAACAUUCCAACGUUGGAAGCUAGCCAGAAGUCAGACGGGAAUAUCUUUGCGCAGGUCAAAAUAAAUCCCGAUCUUAAAUCUGUACAGAAUAAAACAAAUUGAUGAUAUUCUUAAUGAGUUUAUGGAUAGGCCUAUUAAUUCAGAUUCGCCUGGUAGAGCCAACGUAGAUAAAUUUACUAUUACAUUAAUCGAUACAAAGCCUAUUGCAUUAAAGCCAUUCGCGGUUCCCAUACAUAUGAGGGAUAAAGUUAAACAAGAAGUUGACAGCGUGCUUGAAUUAGGAAUGAUAGGUCCCACGAACUCGCCAUAUGCAGCCCCUGUAGUCAUCAUUAAAAAGAAAGAUAGGUCGUUAAGACCAUGUAUAGACUUCAGAAAACUGAACAAUGUAAUUCAGAUCCUGGCAGAAGUGAUACCGGAGCAGGAGGAGUUGUUUAAUAAAUUGUAUAAGGCCAAAUAUUUUACUUUGGUUGAUCUUACCAAAGGUUAUUGUUAUUAGUGAGGAAAGUAAACCAUACACAGCGUUUCGUGUAUUGGGGGAGCAUGAUAUGUUUCACUAUCUACCUUUUUGGUUAAGUGGUGCCCCAAACCAUUUUAAUAGGGUCGUAAAACGUAUGUUGCAAGGUUUGCACUGGAAUCAUAAGUGCGCGGAGGUUUUGAGCAGGGUGCAGGCGUACAAAGGAAUCUGCGGUAUACUGAGCCAUUUUGUAAACGGUGUUCUGCGUCCCGUCAAGUAUGUGAGUCGAAAGUUGUUGCCUCGGAAGCAGAGGUAUUCGAUCAUCGAGAGAGAAGGUUUGGCUAUCGUAUUUGCCAUUAAAAAACUGGACAAAUACCUGGCGUGAAGUUUCACCUUCAAACUGACUACAAGGCCUUCGCGUAUCUCCGGAGCACGAACUUUACGAACCACCUAGUUACGAGGUGGGCUCUGGUGCUCCGUGACUACACCUUCAAUGUGUGUCACAUCAAAGGAGAGGACAAUAUACUAGCGGACUUGUGCUCAAGACAUGUGUGAUUCUCGUAUAAAAACCAUUUUAGUAUAGAUUUUGCUGUGUAUUUUAUAUAUAUAUAUAUAUAUAUAUAUAUAUAUAUAUAUAUAUAUAUAUAUAUAUAUAUAUAUAUAUAUAUAUAUAUAUAUAUAUAUAUAUAUUAUAUGUAUAUGUAAAACCUAUUUAUUAUUUUGUUUAUGUAUUGCAAUGUUCUAAUAUUUUCAUGAUGGGUGUUGUUUUUUGCGACAUUAUCUGUUUGAAUAGUUGCUUAUUCUUGACUAUCUGAAGGUUGUGUUUUUCAACUUCAAGUUGGUGAUGUUUCCUAAUUCGUUUUGCAUAUUCCGGUUGUCUAUGUAGUUCAGUUUUCAAUAUCUCUUUGAAGACUGGACUUGGCUUCGCAAGAUCCAGUUAGGGGGAGAAGGGGGAUGUCGUACGCAUCUAGACGUUCUUCUUGUGUACUGUUUUCUUUUAUGCACCUUAAUGGUUUGUGUGAUAGUUCCUAAGGACGCGCUAUGUUAAUGUCAUUGCUUCUGUUGCGCUGAUCUUUCGCUGAAGUUUUCUUUUGUAUUUUCAUCUCCGGUAUUGGGUAAGUUAUUUUAUUUUGCUUUAUUCUUCGCGUUGUAGUUUUGAAAUCGUUAUUACUAUAAUAUUGUGAAUGGCGGUCACAAGAAAUGUAUAAUUUUCUUGUUCAGGGACGCAGGUUUGGUCGUUUUGGCGACGGGACGUUUUGGCGCGAAAUACAUUAUGUACGUUUAUUGUAUUAGUUCUUUUAAAAGAAUUAUACAUAUCUAUGUUUUGCAUGAGUGUUUGUGUUAAGACAUAUUAUUCACGUACUAAAUGUAAAUGUGUGUUUGUUUUUCACAUCAUUUUCUUUAAUAAACAUUUGCUUGUGUAUGUGUGUUUAUUAAGAGGCACACUUUUAUUUUCAAAAAAGUUGUUUUUUAAGAUAUUACUUUGAAAUUUAAAAAAAAAAAAAAAUGAAACGAUGAUAGACUAAAAAUUGAUGCAAUUAUUUGUUUACAUUAACAUUGAUUUAUUUAAUGACUGUAUGGUAUCUCCAAACAUACCAAACACUUGCAAAUAAUAAGUAAAAAUAUAAUACAUGUACCAUGUUACUCAAAAUACUUUCAGUGAAGUAUACAUAGAUACCAUGGUUAUUUGCCUAAGUCGCUGGAAUUCGUCUUACGCGUGAGAGAGGGGAGGGGUGGAGGAAAGAGUAUAUACAAGGAGUAAAAUGUGAGCAGAAGAGAGGGGGCGGGAUAGGUGUCACAUGUAAUGACCAUUCCCAAGGAGAUGAUUGCCAGACUCAUGACGCCAAUGACCGGUGCUCGGUGCUGGUCUUGUCUUCAUUUGUGUCAAUGCGAGAUGUGUCACCCAAAUCACCCCUACCCAAUUUCUCAAAAUAUAUCUUUUCAAAGUAUCUUAGUGUCGUGAAUUUGUUUCUAUCUAUCGUCGCCCCUAGUGUUUGUUUACAUUUGUGGAUUCACGUUAGAGUUUGUACUGACCACAUUCCGUGUCUUGAUCUUUACUAUGUGUGGAGUUAUUGUCGUCAUUCAGCGUAAUAGAGCUUUAGAUGUUAACAUGGUUUUUGUUAUAUUAAAGUGUGACACUUAGCUAGUUGGUAUAUUACACUAAUGUCAAAUAAAAAAAAUCUUUUGGAAAGAAAUCCAAAAAUGUCAUCCAGUGCGGUUAUCAGAACCCCCCUAAUAGCAUGUCAUUACCAUUCAGGAAUUUGACUUAUUAUAGGCCUAUAGUCAUGAAAUAAGCAAAACCUUUAUAAUUAAAAAAAAAAAAAAAAUUCGCUGAACUGUGUUAGAAUUCAUACUAUACAUACAAUAUUAUGGUAGAGUGAAACAUUGUUAUAAAAGCUACGUGCUUAUUAAAUUUUCGUCAAAUGAUAUCUCGCGCCAAAACGGCCCGUCGCCAAAACGGCUCGCGCCAAAACGUCCCGUCGCCAAAACGUCACGUACCGUCAAGCUUGAUCUGUGAGAUACCGGUACAUUACUUGUGGCCAUCGUGAAGUCAGUUCGACUGUUGCUUUAUUUAGGUUGAAUGACUUGUUUAACGUGUAUUUGACAUUGUCAUUUAUUAUUGUGUACAUACUCAUCACUCAGGUCAUAUUAUAUCGUCUACUCAUUAAACUGUUAUCAGUUAAA